AAUAAGAUUCAGUUUGUAAAAGAUAUUCUAAUACGAUUGCAUACUAGGUUAGUCUCAACCUUUCCUUUUGUACUGUUUUUCAUAGGCUGUAUACCAUUACUUUUGAUGCCAUUAGACAGUAUGAAUGAGCUUCUGUUAUAAACAUCCCCUUAAAUAAUCGGCUAUGAUAAGCAUUCCCUGUUGUACAACAAAGACAACAUAAGUUCUUUUACCUCUUGCCUUGCAGUGUAGGGAGGGUGAUGGUGGUAGUGGUGAAGGCGGCUCUAGACAGUUGACUCCUUGUGAAGUGGUGCGGAGGAGACACCCCUUAAACUUCCCCCGCUCCCCCAGGCCCCCAAGGCAUUCAUACUAUGAAGGUUCAUCUCCCGAUUCAUACCUCUUAACGGCUGUUCUCAUUCAUUCUCUAAAGCAUGGCUCAGGCAAGGUGUGUCAGGAGCCUCAUUGCAAUGUAUGCAUCACCAGAUUUGGGCAAAAUCUAAGGGAAGCUUGUGGACUUGACCUCAGUAUGAUCAGUCAGAAGGGAGAUGACUCACUUGAUGCAUCAUUACCAACUGCUCUGUAUAGUCGAUCCAUCUCACAGGAGGGUAAUGAAGUGAAGAACUGGAAACAUGAUAGGAAAGAUUACCUUGACAUAUCCACAGACAUGCAAGAACUUUCCCAGGUAUCUCCUCUUAGCAGUCCUUCUAGUUCAUUCCCCUAUGCACAGAUCAGUCCCUUACCAAGCCCACAGUCCUCCUUAACAAUGAGCUCCACUUUGACUUCGAGAAAUCCAACAUUAUCUUUAACAACAUGUGAAAGUUCUGCUCCACUGUUAGAGUCAGAACUAUCCUCUCUUGACAUAUCAUCUCUAACUGAUGUAACCAUGUCCUCCAGCAUGCUGUCAAAUUCAACACUUUCCUUACAACAAUCUGAAUGCUUACUGGCAUCGGAAAGUAACAUUACCUCAUCAGAACUCUCUCUCAUCACGGCAAGUGACUGUGGCACUCUAGUGGGAUCGUUUCCUUCUGAAACAUUCCCAUCAGCAGCAUGCUCUUCAGAAACAAUAUCUUCAGAAACAUAUCCAUGUGACACUUACCCCAAGUGUCGUGAAAGUGGCGACCUGAUGUCCAGCUCUGUGCACUCAUUGCCCUCUCGCCUGACACUUAAGGAUCGUUCCUCGGCCUCUCUUCUGCGGCCUGUGCUGCUGUCCUCUGGAUCUCUGGUUCUCCUACCCCGUCGCCCCUCUCUGGUAUCCCCCCCUUCUGUCUCCUCUGCAUCCUCACAGGGACACUUUAAAUGGGAAGAGAACCCCUGCUAUGUACGAGUAGAGAGUGGAAGGCCAGGAGAGGGCCACGUCUUCCGGCCCACCACCUUGGAACGACCUGCUUGGUGUGACGCCUGCGCUCACCUGGUAUUCUCCCAUGCCACGACGUGCGAGA
Penaeus monodon (black tiger shrimp) is the source of this 1418-nucleotide messenger RNA. Its product is annotated as ras association domain-containing protein 5-like. Lineage: Eukaryota; Metazoa; Arthropoda; Malacostraca; Decapoda; Penaeidae. Gene Ontology annotation, biological process: signal transduction. The record is from RefSeq and is a predicted model, not a curated record.